AUGAGCGGUGCCCCAGUAAAGCGACGUCGCUUCGACAGCGACGAUGACGAGGACGAGUACGUCGCCGGUGCUUCAAACUCCCCUCUUCUUCAGCACGCCGUUAGCACGCCAUUCCCGACGGACGAGAUGCCCAGCCUAGACGACGGAGAGGGAGAGGGCGACACAGUAGACACAUUACUCAGCAUCAGGGUAACGGCGCCAUCGACGCACCUAGAGGCGGACAGCCCCACAAGUCUGGUGAAAACCACAGCAGACGGGCCUGCACUAGGGCAGCCGAUCGCUGCCGCUUCACGCAAGCCGCACUUGCCUCUGGAAGAGGACGAGGACAUUCCUGCCGAGUACAGGGGCCUCAUCUCUGCAGAGCUGCUGCGCGCCCUCUUUGUACCGCUGGACUACAUUUGCAAGCAGAGGCGCUGCACAGAUGUGCUGCUGUCUCAGUACGCGCCGGCAGCAGUCGCGUCGAGCUCGACACCAGGGCGUAAGCUGCACCACAACGCAUACGGGAUCGAUCCUGGGUUUCGCUGGGAUGGUGUCGUGCGCGGACGUGGCCCGGUUGAUUGA
This is a messenger RNA of Leishmania braziliensis MHOM/BR/75/M2904, 561 nucleotides long. RefSeq lists its product as hypothetical. NCBI's taxonomy places the organism in Eukaryota, Euglenozoa, Kinetoplastea, Trypanosomatida, Trypanosomatidae. The transcript has a single exon. The coding region runs from base 1 to 561 and encodes 186 amino acids. The record is from RefSeq and is a predicted model, not a curated record.